Ciona intestinalis (vase tunicate) is the source of this 2033-nucleotide messenger RNA. RefSeq names its product calumenin-A. Gene Ontology annotation, cellular component: endoplasmic reticulum. The record is from RefSeq and is a predicted model, not a curated record. Lineage: Eukaryota; Metazoa; Chordata; Ascidiacea; Phlebobranchia; Cionidae. Gene Ontology annotation, molecular function: calcium ion binding.
UAUUAAUCAUUCAUUCUAUACUUUUUCUGGUAGUUGGACCUCUGACUGUUUUAUAAAACAAAAUGUUGAUAAGGUGUGUUGUUAUUCUUCUGGUGGCUUCAGCAGCUUUUGCUGGGGUUGCUAGGCAAGAUAGAGUUUUGGAUCCAAAACUGAGCGACAAAGAACCAGGUUCUCCGGAAUAUGAUCAUGAGGCAUUUCUUGGAAAAGAUCAGGCAGAAGAGCUUGAUGAGCUCCCGGAAGAAGAGAGCAAGAGGCGGCUUGGGAUCAUUGUGGAUCAGGUGGAUAAAAAUAGGAAUGGUCAAGUGACAGAAACUGAACUUUUGGAGUGGAUUAAAUUCACACAAAAGAGAUACGUAGACGAAGAUGCGGAGAAACAGUUUAAAAUUUAUGAUAAAAAUAACGACAAUAUGGUCCAUUGGGAUGAAUAUAAAGUCACAACGUUUGGGUUUCUUGAAGAUGAUCAGGAGCAAGUUAAUGGAGAAGAUUCGGAAAGUUACCGGAAGAUGACGGAGAGAGAUCACAGGAGAUUUAGGGAGGCAGAUGUUGAUAAAGAUGAUCGUUGCACAAAGGAAGAGUUUAAAGCAUUCCUGCAUCCAGAGGAGUUUGAGCACAUGCGAGAUCUAGUCGCUAGAGAGACUUUGGAGGACAUUGAUAAGAAUAAAGAUGGUUUUGUGGAUGUGAAAGAGUACAUCGGAGACAUGAGGAGGGAUGACGAUGAGAAAGAAAAUCUCGAGUGGGUCGUCCAUGAAGAAGAGCAGUUUAAGGACAUCAGAGAUACAAAUGGAGACGGGAAAAUGGACGUAACAGAAAUUAAAGAUUGGAUUCUUCCAGCGGAUUAUGACCACGCUUCAGCUGAAGCAAAACAUCUUGUUUAUACGGCAGAUGAUGAUAAGGAUGGAGAACUCAGUAAAGAGGAAAUAUUAAACCAUCAUGACACCUUUGUUGGUUCUCAAGCCACUGACUGGGGAGAGGCUUUAAAACGACAUCAGGAGUUUUAAGUUUGGAGCAGGCUGAAAAUAUAAAGUACAUAAAAUGCUUUUUUUAAGUAAAAUUAAUUUUGGAAAGUAUUUUAUGUACUAAAUUGGCUGCCUACUAAUUGUUACUGCUUUAAUUGCAAUUGGCAACUGAAAUUUGACAGAGCUGUAUCUGUAUUCAAGACACAAUAACCUAAAAAUGAUUUGGUAUUAGAAAGUAUGAACUAAAUUAUUUUUCUACCUUUUUCCUACCAAUUCUGACUGCUUGAAUUGGCACCUGAAAUUUGACAGAGUUGUAUCUGUAUACAAGACACAAUAGCUAAAAAUCCUUUUUGAUUCAGCUUUUAUAAGGCUAAUCCUGCCUGUGCCUCUUGAUUAUAAUACACACUGCUCUUCCAACCUUAGGAAAUAGUAGCACCUUACUACAUGUAUCAGCAUAUCUAUUCUCAUGCAGUGUUUGCUUUAUAUAUGUGAUGCCAGAAGACUGACAAAUUUUAGUACACUAAUAAGUAUUAUUUUAUUUAUACAAGUAGCAGUAUGUUGUAAAAAAUAUUGUUAAAAGUAAAAGGCUAUGGAUACUUUUUAAAAUUGUGUGAUAGAUAGUAUUAAUAUUUUUAUUUAGCUCUUAAAGUUUUUUUUUAACAAUUAGCAACAGUUAGCCAAACAGGUAUCCAUUACCAACUAUAAACUAAUAGCCUAUGAACUAACUACUAACUAAAGUUAAUAUUUAGGUAUUCCUUUAAUUCUUAUACCUUUGCGGAUUGUGCAUUUCGUUAGCUAUAACGGUAAACUGUUUAAAAACACAUUAGAAGUUGUACUAAACAAAAUUUAUAUACCGAAAUAUCCCUUUUAAAAUUAGCCAAAUAUUAUUUUUACUGGUGCAGAGACAAAAUUCUCAGUUUUUUAAAUGUUAAUUGUGACAAAAUUUAUUUUGCUAGAAAUUUUUUACAAUUUCUUUUCUUUACUUUUGUUACAAUUUGUGUUAUACUUCUCGUGUUUGCUGUAUAUUGCGUUGCUUGCAAAACUUGCAAAUGAAAAUAUUAAUAAAAAAUGCACAUU